UAGGCGUCUCUGCAGGUAGGCGUCUCUGCAGGUAGGAGUCUCUGCAGGUAGGCGUCUCUGCAGGUAGGCGUCUCUGCAGGUAGGCGUCUCUGCAGGUAGGAGUGUCUGCAGGUAGGAGUGUCUGCAGGUAGGAGUGUCUGCAGGUAGGAGUCUCUGCAGGUAGGAGUCUCUGCAGGUAGGAGUGUCUGCAGGUAGGAGUCUCUGCAGGUAGGAGUCUCUGCAGGUAGGAGUCUGCAGGUAGGAGUCUCUACAGGUAGGAGUGUCUGCAGGUAGGAGUGUCUGCAGGUAGGAGUCUCUACAGGUAGGAGUGUCUGCAGGUAGGAGUCUCUACAGGUAGGAGUGUCUGCAGGUAGGAGUGUCUACAGGUAGGAGUCUCUACAGGUAGGAGUCUCUACAGGUAGGAGUCUCUACAGGUAGGAGUCUCUACAGGUAGGAGUCUCUACAGGUAGGUGUCUCUGCAGGUAGGUGUCUCUGCAGGUAGGAGUGUCUACAGGUAGGAGUCUCUACAGGUAGGAGUGUCUGCAGGUAGGUGUCUCUGCAGGUAGGAGUCUCUGCAGGUAGGUGUGUAUGCUGCAGGUAGGAGUCUCUGCAGGUAGGAGUCUCUACAGGUAGGUGUCUCUACAGGUAGGAGUCUCUACAGGUAGGUGUCUCUACAGGUAGGAGUCUCUACAGGUAGAUGUCUGCUGCAGGUAGAUGUCUCUGCUCUGUGCUGUAAUAACAGUUUCUGCAGGCUCAGAGCUGUAUGAAGUCUCAGGAAGUCCCUCAGAGGCCAAACGUCAACGCUUCAGGCAGACAGGCAGGAAGUGAGACACCAGCCAGUGAGACGGGCUCCAGAGAACCCUGAGGACAGGCCCAGUGUGAGGACGCUCAUGUCGAGGAUGGACACGAGUCCCAGCAGAGACCACAGGUCAAUAGAAACUUUAAAAGAAGGAUUUACUUUGAUUUAAUCAGGACAAAAGACAGAUUUUCACCUGGAUCUGAAGACGUAACAGGAAUAUUUUCACCGUCUGAAUCCACAGAGCGGACCGUCGACAGCUUCUCACAGAUCAGGAUUAUGGUGCAGUGAGCUUCAUGUGAGGAGCUGAAGAACCGUCAUGAUGCUGAGAUGUGAAGCUGUCAGUUUGUUGUUCUUCCUGCUGCUCCAGGAUGUGAGCGCUGCAGCUCAGGACUCUGCAGGACCUGUUCCCUGCAGCAUCUCCGUGUCRGAGCUGCUCUUGGGUCUGGACUCUGUGUCUCUGACCCUCAGCACUCCAGGACAGAACUGCUCCUUCUCRGCGGUGUCUGAGCACGCUGCAGGGGACUGCAAGGAGCCGAGCUGGAGCCACGUACCGCCGGAGCGGCUGCGACUCGGAGACGGAGGAGGAAACGGCAGCAGCACGCAGGUUUUCACCUGCUUGUUGGAGCACCUGGAGCCUGGCUCCGCCUACGAGCUGCGGGUCCAAUCACAGACUGACGAGGAGUCCAGGAACGUCACCGUUCACACCAGGCCGGCGGCGGUGGUCGGCCUGGCGGUGACCUCCAGGACCUGCAGCAGCCUGGGCCUUUCCUGGCAGCCGGGCCCCGGCAGGACGCAGCACUUCAGGCUGCAGCUGCAGGAUCAGUCAGGUCUGCUGAAGAACGAGACAUUAGAAAACACAACCACACAGCACACGCUGCUCGGCCUGACGCCCGGGCGACUCUACAGCYUUACCAUGUUGACGGAGGCCGGCGAGCUGCAGAACAACGCAACAYUUGAAGCUCAGACAGUGCCCUCUGUUGUUUCCAACAUCACCGCCAACAACAACGCCACAAGCCUCUGGUUGUCAUGGGAACAACCCGAAGGUGACGUGGACGCGUUCGUCGUCACCUUCUCCUGCAACGACACCAUCGUCCAGGAGACCACGCUGCCUCGGGACGCCACGGCCGUCUCCGCCCACCAGCUGACUCCUGGCUCAGAGUACCGUGUUGGAAUGAUGUCUGUGAGCAACGGGCUGACCAACCAAUCAGAAAUCACCGUCAGGACAGCUCCAUCACCAGUGUCCCUCCUGUCCUCAUCUCCUUCCUCCUCCGGUGGCCUCCUCCUGACGUGGUCGCCUCCUGCUGGUCGCUGGGAGAACUACAGGCUGCUCCUCUUUGAUGGAUCCCAGGAGUUAGUCAGUACCCAUCUGGACCGGAACACUGUGAGCUUUAGCAUCAAUGGGACGGGUCUAACGCCUGGAAAACAAUACAGAGCUGUGCUGAGAGUGGAGAGUGGAGGACUGACAGCCGAGAGCAGCUGUGACGCAUCCACAGUUCCGAUGGCAUUCAGAACCAUCAACCUGAGCUCGUUAGGAGUGGACCGCCUGCAGGCAUCAUGGGAGAGACCACCAGGAGACAUGGAGGUGUUCACACUGACCCUCCUGCAGGACAGUGUUCCUGUUCAGAACCACAGCGUUCCACCUGCUUCUUCUUCUCUGGUUCUGACCGGUUUGACUCCCGGCGCCCUCUACAGGCUGCAGGCCGCCACCGUCAGCGGGGGGCUGCGCUCCAAACCCACCAGUCUGGAGGCUUGGACCG
Austrofundulus limnaeus is the source of this 2535-nucleotide messenger RNA. RefSeq names its product receptor-type tyrosine-protein phosphatase beta. The record is from RefSeq and is a predicted model, not a curated record. NCBI's taxonomy places the organism in Eukaryota, Metazoa, Chordata, Actinopteri, Cyprinodontiformes, Rivulidae. Gene Ontology annotation, biological process: angiogenesis; peptidyl-tyrosine dephosphorylation involved in inactivation of protein kinase activity. Gene Ontology annotation, cellular component: signaling receptor complex. Gene Ontology annotation, molecular function: cadherin binding.